This is a messenger RNA of Magnolia sinica, 1171 nucleotides long. RefSeq lists its product as uncharacterized. NCBI's taxonomy places the organism in Eukaryota, Viridiplantae, Streptophyta, Magnoliopsida, Magnoliales, Magnoliaceae. The record is from RefSeq and is a predicted model, not a curated record. The transcript has 2 exons. The coding region runs from base 95 to 907 and encodes 270 amino acids.
ACCAUACUUUUCCGUCUCCUCGCCUGAAAAACACACAAUCUCCUCUCCCUCUCCCUCUCCCUCUCCCUGCCAUGUAACUCUCUAAGAACUGAUAAUGGCCUGUUUCCUUCCAAACGUCUCUCCUUCUCCACCCUUCCUUCAGACCACUAAACGACAAAAAUCCACGUCAUCAUCUGCCCUUCGCAAGGACACCCUCUACAAUUCCUUUUCCAUAUCUACCCCUCCCCUUCUUCCCUCCUCCUUCCCUCUCACCAAGCUCGAGCCCCCUCCCGUCCGGGAUGCGCACGAUAAGGACCGCCCCGGUGUGCACGAUAACCAAAGGAACGAUUUCUACCUCAACCUAGGCACUGCCGUCCGUACUCUCAGGGAAGACCUGCCCUUGCUUUUUUCAAAGGAUCUCAAUUACGAUAUUUACAGAGAUGAUAUAACAUUCAUGGAUCCUUUGAACACAUUCCAAGGGAUUGAAAACUACAAAUUGAUAUUUUGGGCGUUGCGUUUCCAUGGACGGAUUCUGUUCCGAGAGAUCUCGAUCGAGGUUUUUAGGGUCUGGCAGCCGUCGGAGAAUGUUAUCUUGAUAAGAUGGAACUUGAGAGGUGUCCCACGGGUCCCGUGGGAGGCCAGAGGACAGUUUAAGGGGACGUCGAGGUACAAGUUGGACCGAAAUGGAAAGAUCUACGAGCACAAGGUUGACAAUCUCUCAUUCAAUUUCCCCCAGCCACUGAGACCGGCAACUUCAGUGUUGGAUUUGGUCACUGCAUGCCCUGCAAGUCCAAACCCCACAUUCUUGUGGGGCCCGCCGGAGGCGUACACCUCGUCGUGGUUGGAGUUCUAUCGGGCAGUGCGGGAUACUUUGGAUCAGGAAGGGUAUACUACUAUGGGAAGUGAAGGGUUGGUUACUUGUUCAUAACUAUAGCUUCAUGUGCCGAGUGAGGGUUGCUCGGUCACUAUCCAGCUUUAUUCAGUUGUUUAUUAGAAGUACAUGUUGUAUCAUAUAUAGCAGCUUGGGCUGGUGUAAGUAGGCAGGCUGGAGUGAUGGUGUGCAUACAAGUACUUGAAUUGGGGGUGUUGCCGAAAAAUGCUGUGAUUAUAUGGUGAGUUUUAUGAUUCAUCCUGUAAUUAUAUACAAUAUUUGCUUAAUGUUCUUAAUAAAGGCUCAUCAAUGUUCUCUUGA